Molecule: messenger RNA, 1989 nt
Organism: Rotaria sp. Silwood1
Lineage: Eukaryota; Metazoa; Rotifera; Eurotatoria; Philodinida; Philodinidae
Source: the annotation of a GenBank genome assembly
AUGUGUCCUUCAUUAGAUUCUUCAUCUAUGCCGGCCAUCUCAUUGAAUAAUACACAAAUUCGAACUUUAAUUAAUAUUUAUCCACCUACACCAACUUUAAUGCCAUCUGUAAUUGCACAAAAUCUUCCAAUGAAUCCAAUAGAUUUACGUAAAUAUACUUCAUCAAUGGUUUCUACUCAAGCUUUAUACCAAUUUUAUUUUCCUCAUUUAUUUUCUCUUCAAAAUCAACAACAAACACAUGAAAUAAAUGAUCGUGGAAUAAAACGAUCGAAUACUUCAGAUGAAAUAUCAUCAUUACAAAAACGAAUAUCAAAUAUACCACAAAAACGUUUUGAUUUUGCUAAAUUAGCUGAUGAAGCUAUUAAAGAUAAAGAAGAAAUAUCUAAUUCUUCAACACCAUUGGAUGUCAGUAGUAACAAAAUAGACUUAUCCGUAUCAUCCACAACAUCUUCUCAACCAGCACCAGCUGCUAUCACUAGUGGUGUUUCAUUACUUACCUCUAAUACUACUCUUAAAUCUUCUCAUUCUUCAACUCAUUCGGCAUUUCAUCCAGUACUUAUUACAAAUAAAAAUACUUUAAAUAAAUUAUCACGUCGUUCAUAUUCAUCCAAUAAUACUAAUAAACAUAACAGUAUUAAUGGUAUUAAACGAAAAAAACGAGCUAAAGAACAUAUAUGUCAAUAUUGUAAUCGUCAUUUUACAAAAUCAUAUAAUUUAUUAAUUCAUGUUCGAACACAUACAGAUGAACGACCAUAUAUAUGUGACUUAUGUUUUAAAGCAUUUCGUCGACAAGAUCAUUUGAGAGAUCAUAAAUAUACUCAUUCGAAAGAAAAACCAUUCAAAUGUCAUGAUUGUGGUAAAGGUUUUUGUCAGUCACGUACACUUGCUAUGCAUAAAGCAACUCAUCAACAACCGCCAAUUCAUCAUGGCCGGUUUCGAAAACGUGAAAAACUUGUUGCUCUAUUAGGUCGAACUGAUACUGGAAAAACAAGUACAUUUAAUUUAAUGACAGGUCUAUCUCAACCAAUUGGUAAUCGAAUAUCAAGUACAACACAUCAAUGUUAUUCUUAUUCAAAUUUUAUUGAUACACCUGGUUUUGGUGAUACACGUGGUGGUGAAUCAUCUCAUCUUUCUUUAAUAGAUUUUUUUAUUUCACUUUCAUCUGGUAUUGAUAUUCUUCUAUAUUUUGUUCGAUAUGGAGCAAUGAAUUCAACUGAUCUUGAUUUAUUUGUUGAUAUAUAUAAACGUAUAUUAUCCAAUGAAGCUUAUUCAAAUUCUUGUCUUGUUAUAACUGAUUAUUCAUUACCAAAUCUAGAACAAGUAAAUAUUAAUGAACAUGAAGAAAGAAAAUAUCUUCUUAAACAAUUACAUGAUAAUGAUAAAUAUUCAUAUAUAUUAGAUAAAUUUGAUCAUCGUGUUAUAUUUAUUGAUAUAUCUCCAUAUAAUUAUAAACGACGAGAAAUAUCAAGAGAAAUAAUUGAUAAAUUUCUUCAUUCAUUUCAACCAAUAAAACGUUUUAAUUGUCAAAAUCUUCAAGAUGCAUAUCGUCUUCUUCGACGUACACAAGAAAUGGAAACACUUUGUUUAGAUUUAAAAACUCAAAUUGAUCAAUUAACAACACAAAAUCAACAUUUAACACAUUUAUAUGAACAACAAAUACGACAUUGUAAAGAUUUAGAAGAAUCAUAUCAACGUUCAACAAAACAAUUAGAACAAAUACAUGAACAAACUUUAUUAACUAUUGAAAAUAAUCAUCUAAUAACAAUUGAAGAAAUGAAACGACAAGAAUUUCGUAUACGUGAUGAAGUUAAACAAGUACGACAUCAACUCGAAGAAAUUGAACGUGAAAUGGACAGAAGUAUAACAUUUAAUGUUUUUUCUUAUAUUCCACUUAUUCAUAUUGUAACAAAUAUUAUUGAAUUAAAUACUAAACGACGUAUUACACAACGUAUUCGAAAAACAUUACAUUCGAAAAAGAAAGGAUUGUAA